AUGUCCUACUACGAGAACAACCCUCAAUGGUCCAAUCCCGGCCAGAACAACUGGGAACACCAAGCGCCUCCUGUCCGUGCUGGUGAGUCGUCCCAGUCGUCGCAGCGCCAAAUCGCACAGCCGGAAGCCGGAAUUGACUCGAGAUUCCCGUCAACAGGUGCUAGCGGCCCGACGCCUCAGGACGACUUUGCAUUCUUCUACCAGUUCGAGGAUGUGGUACGGACACUGACUGCUAGGCCUACAGAGGUUGAUCGUGCAUACGAGAAUCUCGCCAAGAGCGGGAAGUCAUACGGAAUGGGUGGUCGACGUGAGUACCCAACCCCUGGCGGCCCCAAGAUGGGCCCUGCUGGCCCUGGCCCUGCCAGAAAGUCCCUCGACUUCAGUAAGUCUGCUCGCAUCUGGCGGGCAAAUCCGCUUCCUUCCCCUACUAACGCCCAUCUCGCAGCCGGACGUAUGGGAGCUGGAGCCGGUCCGCGACCGCACUCAAUGAACCAGUUCGAUGAUGCCCGAGGCCACCCAAACUCGAACCUUCAGAACUUUUACGCCUCUCAGCGCCACCAGCCUUCCCGAGGAUCCAACGACGCGGAACAGAUGAUGCAGGCCAAGAGAAGGAUGGCCGCUCAACGGGAGCGGGAGCUGCGAAACCUCCACACUGAGCAGCAAUAUCAGCGAACUCUUGUUUCUGACAUUCCCUACGGCAACAAGGCCAUGUCUGAGGAGGAGACUCGCGAGUUGAUCGCUCGUCAGCGGAGCGCCUUGUACGGCGAGGGCCAGUUUGCCGAGAAGGGGGGUUAUGUUGAUGAGACUGGUGCUGUGCGCCCUGGCGUCCCUGGCCACAGCGGCCCGUCCAGCCUGCGUGGUCAGUCCCCUUUGACCUACGACAUUACCCGUGGCCCUCCUCCUCACGGUGACGCCAACACUCCCGUCUCUGCCACUGACGCUGCUCCUGGCCCCAUUGCUGCUCCUCCCGGUGAGCAGGGUUCUCGCGCUGGUAGCACCGCUAGCCCCCAGCCCAAUGUAGCCAACAACAACAAGAGCGCAUUCGAGUCUGCCGUGAGCCAGGCUGCGGCUCGCACCAGCAACUCCUCGCCCGGUGGAUCCCCGCCGCGACAGGAGCUCCCGGCUGGAUCUAAGGCCUCCCAGACAGUUGCUCCCAUCGGCACCCGACCUUCUGGAACCCCGACCGGUGCGGCGAACUCGUCUUCGAAGCGAUCUACUACCCCGUUGGCCUCUCCCGGCGGCUGGGGUCGUGGCAACGGCGUCUGGGGCCCUCAGUCAUCCGGACUGAGCCAGCCCCCUGCCAGCGUCUGGGGCUAG
This is a messenger RNA of Colletotrichum truncatum, 1317 nucleotides long. NCBI's taxonomy places the organism in Eukaryota, Fungi, Ascomycota, Sordariomycetes, Glomerellales, Glomerellaceae. The record is from RefSeq and is a predicted model, not a curated record.